UGGCUAAGGCUCGCGCACUCCUAUAUAGAGAUCCAUGAGUGGUUUUGUUCAAUUUCUCGUUCGGACAACUCUUGAAGUUAUUGUUUGAGAAUUCGACAGCAAAAAGUGUCACUCAUGGCGAGCAAUCCGAUCUUCACGGUGUCAUUCAAGGUUGAUGUACCUAAAGUAGCAGAACAACGCCCCGAUUGGGCGACAUACAGGCACUUCAUUGAGGACUUGCGCGGUCGAUUAAAAUCGGAGGGACGUUAUUCACACAAUCGUCCCGUACUUCCUCUUCAGAGUGAUAGCCUUGCUUGGUUCCACAUCAUACUACAAACCACAACUCAUGCGAAAGGGAUCACGUUGAGGAUUCGGCGAAACAACCUCUACUUGGACAGCUACCAAAUGGAGAAUUCUGAGCAGUGGUUAGAGUUCGGAAGGACCAAUGAUAGUCAUCUAAUUCCCGGAUCCACUUUCUUGGGCUUCCGUGGUGACUACAAUGACUUAGAAAGUACUGCAAAACGAGGGAGGGAUGGCAUUAAUCUUGGCCAGGACCAACUCACAACCGCUGUUAACCAACUCGCUACCUCCACAGAUCGUCGGGUGAGGGCGGGUUCACCGAUUAUUGUUAUUCAAAUGAUUUCCGAAUCAAUUAGAUUUGAUCACAUCUCCAACCGUAUCGCUGCAACAUUUAGCGAUGUGCUACCCCCUGAAAUUCUAGCACUAGAGAAUGGCUGGGGUGACCUGUCAAAUGCAUUGCUGUGGGACGAUGCUAAUCCUGUGGGUGGCUUUCGACGACUUCCGCAACCCAAUAGAAUGAAUAUAAGGAUAGCUGAGGAAGCGGCUGCCGCAAUUGGCAUCUUGCUUGGAUUACCACCAAGGGUAGCACGGAUGGUUAAGGCCUUUGGACUACUAGCGCAGGGCACUCAGGGACGGCCACUGGUGGAGGUGUUCUCGGUGGUGCGCAUGAACGACACUGGGGGCAAGUUGUACGGCAUAAUCACAGUCACCGACGGUGUGCGUUCUCAAUACAUCUACAACAAAAAAAGGGAUGAGGGCGAUAGCGGUUUGGCAGCUUUGUUGAGUGGCCCAGCUGGAUGCAUCUCUGCCUAUGGAAGCUUUAUCAUUGAUAUGGAUCUGAUGGAUGACAUCAAAGGGCAGAUCUCAAGGAACGUUUACGAUAUCAAUAAUGUGUAUGACCAGCUCUUGCAGGAGAAUGUUAAUGGAGAGAAAGGUUCGGUGACAGUGAAGUACGCAGUGUUUCGUGAUGCAGUGCAAGCUAUUGUGGAAGUUAUACUCUCUAAUGGAGAUGGGAAUAACCCUGCCUACGUGUAUGGACAGAUUACUGCUCGCAAUAGCAACUUUACAAUUGAAAGUACCCUCUUUCAGAGGACUUUGGAUGAGAAGGGAACAGUACGUCCUGGGGAGCCCAUUCCUUUGUCUAGAUCUGUAGUAGCUGUGCCAUUGAACUCCUCCCUCAUAGUUGGGGGGAAUCUGUUUGUGAGCAGCGAAAGGGAGAUUGCUAAGGGCACUGCGGAGUUCCCUGCUCAAGUCUCUGGUACAUUUGAGCAGGAUAUUAGUGGCACGUACGGCAGGAUCCGAGUGAAGGUCACUUGGACUUUAGAUAUUUAAAUUCAUAUGCUACCAACUAAGCCAUAAGAUAGUGAUAGUAUGAGUAGUUCUUAUAUGUUUGGACUUGGAUCUCUACGAGUUAUUGCUAUGUUUCAUGAAUCAUAGUAGUACGUAGAUUGUUAUGCUUCCUA
Molecule: messenger RNA, 1742 nt
Organism: Rhodamnia argentea
Lineage: Eukaryota; Viridiplantae; Streptophyta; Magnoliopsida; Myrtales; Myrtaceae
Product: 60 kDa jasmonate-induced protein-like
Exons: 2
Coding region: 115-1611 (498 amino acids)
Biological process (GO): negative regulation of translation
Molecular function (GO): rRNA N-glycosylase activity
Source: RefSeq, a predicted model, not a curated record